This is a messenger RNA of Sordaria macrospora k-hell, 2493 nucleotides long. RefSeq lists its product as uncharacterized. Gene Ontology annotation, biological process: dolichol-linked oligosaccharide biosynthetic process; protein N-linked glycosylation. NCBI's taxonomy places the organism in Eukaryota, Fungi, Ascomycota, Sordariomycetes, Sordariales, Sordariaceae. Gene Ontology annotation, cellular component: membrane. The record is from RefSeq and is a predicted model, not a curated record. Gene Ontology annotation, molecular function: UDP-N-acetylglucosamine-dolichyl-phosphate N-acetylglucosaminephosphotransferase activity.
AUGGCUACAGCUGGUGGUGGAGCUAAGAAGGGAGACGGUGAGCAGGAAGGCGGAAGACUGCAGAAAAAGCGCCGUCUCUCACCGUCUUCCAUUACCAAAGACGGAGAAGUCAACAACAGCUGGCAAAACACACCACCAUUUUCCACCAACGAACCCUUCACGCCGCCUGUCAAGAAUCCAAUCCCACGAGUCUCUGCCGAUUCCCUCUCCAUCGAAGCAUUUCAGUCACACCUUGCGAAACCUCGCCCGGACCGCGGCCCCGGCCCAGCUCCCCUGAUCAUCACAGGUCUAGUAGACCACUGGCCAGCACUCACCACCCACCACUGGAACAAGCCCGCCUACCUCUUAUCUCGCACGCUCUCCGGCCGACGGCUUGUCCCCGUUGAGAUAGGCCGCAGUUACGUCGAUGAAGGUUGGGGACAAAAGAUCAUCUCCUUUGGCGAGUUCUUAUCCAAGUACAUCGACGCUUCUAUCCCUUUCACCCUUCCCUCUUCUAACGUUUCCCCUUUCCUGUCCUCGUCCUCCUCCUCCUUAGCCCAACCGCAACCGCAGUCCUCACCCUCCUCCAACUCACUACCACCCGAAAAAGACAACCCCAAAACCAACUCCCAAAUAGCCUACCUAGCCCAACACCCCCUAUUCCUCCAACUCCCCCGUCUCCGGCAAGACAUCCUAACCCCGGACCUGUGCUACACCGCGCCUCCUUCACACCCCACGGACCCGAGCCAAGAUCAACCGGAACUUGACUCACCACAACUCAACGCGUGGUUUGGACCGCCGGGCACGAUCACGCCGCUGCAUACGGAUCCGUACCAUAAUCUGCUGGUGCAAGUGGUGGGCAGGAAGUAUGUGAGGCUGUAUGGACCCGAAGAGACGGGGACUGGAAGGAUGAGGCCGAGGGGAAAAGAGGGGGGCGUGGAAAUGGGGAAUACUAGUGAGGUUGAUUUGGGGGUUGUUGAGGGGUGGGAUAAACUUCAGGGUGACGGGGAGGGCAGGGAGGGAGGUGAGGAUGAAAAUGAAGGAGAGGCUUGGGAGGAGGACUUCAAAAAGGUGCCGUUUGUGGAUUGUAUCUUGGAGCCGGGAGAUGCGCUUUAUAUACCGAUUGGGUGGUGGCAUUAUGUGAGGGGGUUGAGUGCCGAGAGCCUUUCCCUUAUCGCCCUCUCCGCCGCUUGCGUCGCCGUCCUCGCCAACACCUUCCAAGGCGAUGGCUACCCGCUCAUUGCCUCGUUCGCGCUCAGCGGGUUGGCGUUUAGCGCGACCUUCUCGAUGAUCAGAUGGCUGGGACCGACCUUUAUGAAAGCCGGCUUGAAGGGCGUGGAUAUGAGCAAACACCACAAGAAGGAGCUACCGGAGUGUAUGGGCGGGAUAGCGGCCAUUGUAUACCUGCUGGCUGUUAUCGUCUUCAUCCCGUUCCCGUUUUACAAGGACAUUGUCGCGGCGACCAGCGGCGGUGGAAAUAGGGAUGUGGUGAUGCAUGUUGAGCAUGUACAGGAGGGGAGGUUCUUGCAUCGGUUUCCACAUGGGAAGCUAGCCUCCUACCUCUCCGCCGUCAUGGCCCUCCAAUCCAUUUCCCUCCUCGGCAUAGGCGACGACCUCUUCGACAUCCGCUGGCGGCACAAAUUCUUCAUCCCUGCCUUCGCCUCCAUCCCUCUUUUGGUCGUCUACUUUGUCGACUUCGGCGUAACCUCCGUCGUGAUCCCGCUCCCUUUACAGCCCUACCUAGGCGAGCUCUUCAACCUCGGCGCGCUAUACUACGUCUACAUGGCCUCGGUCGCCAUCUUUUCCCCCAACAGUAUCAACAUCCUGGCCGGCAUCAACGGCAUCGAAGUCACCCAGUCCAUCGUUAUCGCGAUGCUGCUCGCCUUCAACGAUUGUCUCUACCUCUUGACGCCCUCGGGCGGUCCAUUCCCGCACCCGGCUACCGACUCCCACCUGUUCUCGCUUUACUUUUUGCUUCCCUUCCUGGGCGUCUCGUUUGCCCUGCUCUGGCACAACUGGUACCCCGCCCGCGUCUUUGUGGGGGAUACGUACUGCUACUUUGCCGGCAUGGUCUUCGUGGUGGUUAGCAUAUUGGGGCACUUCAGUAAGACUUUGAUCUUACUCUUGAUCCCGCAGAUCUUCAACUUUGUUUAUUCGGUUCCGCAGCUGUUUGGGCUGGUGCCCUGUCCGCGCCAUCGGCUGCCGAGGUUCAAUGCGCGCACGGGGUUGUUGGAGCCCAGCGUGACGUCAUGGACACCCGAGAGACAGCCGAAGCCGUUGAUCGCGUGGGGGCUGAAGACGCUGGAUAAGCUGAGGUUGUUGAGGGUCACGCUGGAUGAGGAGGGUAGGUUCGUGGAGACGAGCAAUUUUACGAUUCUGAACUUGUGGUUGGUGUGGAGGGGCCCGUUGAGGGAGGAUAGGCUGGCAAUGGAGAUUACGGGGAUGCAAGUUGUCGUGGGCCUGUUUGGGUUGUUUGUGAGGCAUCGGUUGGCGUUGAUUGUGUUUAAGCAAUAA